AUGCGAUUCGACCUGACGAACCUCCUGGUGAAGUCCCACCGCCGAGCUGAGCUCGUGCCCAAGAAGAACUGCAUUCUCAUGAAGCUGCACAACCCCAAGGCAACGGCCAUGCUCUUCGCCAACGGCAAGCUGGUCUGCACGGGGGCGGAGACGGAGGAAGCCAUCAAGAACGUGGCGCGCAGGUUCACGCAGGUGAUCCAGAAGAUGGACUUCCCUGGAGUGAACCUCAUUGACUUCAAGAUCCAGAACGUCGUGGGCACGUGCGACUUGGGCUUCCGCGUGCUCGUGGAGGCGAUCGCCUUCGCUCACAGCGACUGCUGCACGUACGAGCCAGAGCUCUAUCCGGCGCUCAUCUAUCGGUUGGACAAGCCGCAGGUGAAGGUUCUCGUCUUUGUGAGCGGGAAGGUCGUCUUCACGGACUCCAAGGAGCCACGCGAGCUGUAUGCUGCCUGUGAAGCCAUUUAUCCGGUAAGCUUCAUUCUUUGA
This is a messenger RNA of Phytophthora sojae, 486 nucleotides long. RefSeq lists its product as hypothetical. The record is from RefSeq and is a predicted model, not a curated record. The transcript is spliced from 2 exons. The coding region runs from base 1 to 486 and encodes 161 amino acids. Lineage: Eukaryota; Oomycota; Peronosporomycetes; Peronosporales; Peronosporaceae. Gene Ontology annotation, biological process: DNA-templated transcription initiation. Gene Ontology annotation, molecular function: RNA polymerase II general transcription initiation factor activity; DNA binding.